Henningerozyma blattae CBS 6284 is the source of this 1989-nucleotide messenger RNA. It is a transcript of the gene SRF1, whose product is annotated as phospholipase D regulator. Gene Ontology annotation, cellular component: fungal-type vacuole; cell periphery. Bases 1 to 1989 code for a protein of 662 amino acids. The record is from RefSeq and is a predicted model, not a curated record. Gene Ontology annotation, biological process: positive regulation of catalytic activity. The transcript has a single exon. NCBI's taxonomy places the organism in Eukaryota, Fungi, Ascomycota, Saccharomycetes, Saccharomycetales, Saccharomycetaceae.
AUGAAUUUCGAAGUAAAAGGUUCAAACAGUAAACAACCUCGACCAGAUAGACCCAAUAAUAAUACUAAUACAGCUCCAACAAAUACAAAUAGAAAUGCAACCUUUAGAUCUCCGACGUACCAUAAUGCUUCUGCUAGCGAAACAGAAACAGAUAUUGAAAUUGAAAGUGCAGGUGAUGAUACAGAUGAGGAUGAUAUAAGGAAUAUGGAUACAUUCGCAAAUACAAAUCGUAACGCAAUGUCAAAUGUAAGAACUACACUAACGUCUAUCCACGACCAAGACAACGUUGCAGGUGGCAAUCAUAACGACAAUAAUACCAAUGAUAACAAUGCUAUUAAUAACAAUCAUACCAAUAUUUUAUCUGAUGAUGAGGUGGAGGGCGAUGGUGAUGCCGAUGGCGAUAAUGAUGAGGCUGAUACCACUCCAAUUGCCUAUGUUGCUUCAGGCAAUGCCAACACUAAUGAGUUAGAUUUACUUGCGCCUGUCAAUUCUCAUUCAAUCUCUCACAUUCGCAGAUUAUCAGAUCCAUUCCAUAAUAAAUAUUCAACGAAUGCUAUCAAUAUCAAUAAUAAUAAUAAAAAACCAAACUAUAUUAAUAUGACUGGUAAUAUUCAACACCAUGAGAAAAUCAACAAUUAUACAAUAUAUCCAACAACAGUUCCACCAUUUGCGUUAACCAAAGAAUUUAUUCAAACAAAACAAAUUAAUGAGAAAUACGUUGAUAGAAAUAUAACAAGAAAUCAAUUAAAAAAUAAAGAAUGCAAUACAGAUAAAUUUAAAGAUCCAUUUUUACAUAUACCUGAAGUUCAAUGGGGGAAAUAUAUUGAAAAUAUUGGUUCUAAUAUGACUUAUUCUAAUGAAAAGAGAAGAAAUAGUGUAAAUUUGCUUGCAUAUGAAAAUGGUGAUAUAGAUUCAAUUGAUUUAGAAAAACAACAAUCCUUUUAUCAAUACCAACAUAAUUUUAAAUUAAAAGAUUUGUCAGAUGAAUGGGGUGGUGCAAAAAGAUUGAAUCAAUUAUUUGAUAAUGUUAUUAUGUUAGGUGGUAGUAAAAAUGAAUUGACGUUUAAAACUGCUAAAGAUCGUAAAGAUUGGAAUAACUACGUGGCGAAUGUGAUUGAUUAUAAUUAUAAUAAUAAUAACGCACCAAAUGCAGCAGAUAUAAACCUUGAAAGAAGACAAAGUAUGAUAAGCCGAUUAACAACAAUGAGUGGCGAUUUAGAUCUUGAAGCAGAUGGGGCAAGUAUUAGCAGAACAAGUACAAGUAACAGUAAUAUGACUGGAAGAUCAGGUUGGGGGUUAGGAAGAAGUAGAGGGCAUGAUGGUGGAGUUAAAUCAAAGACUAAAUGGUUAGAAGAAAUAAAUAAAGAUCGUGAAAAAUGGGAUAAGUUAAAGAAUAAGAAAAUAAAGAUUUGGAAACCCAAACUUAUCAAACUUUUAAUUGAUAGUCAAUAUACUCCUUUGGCAGUACGUAUUAUGACCUGGAUAUUUGUCAUUGUAUGUCUUGGCUUAUCUACAAGAAUUUACGCUAAUGUACAUAAUUCUGAUAGACCAAUCCACCAACGUGCAAGUACUAUAUUGUCUAUCAUUGUAUCUACGGUUUCAGUCGUUUAUUUAAUAUUAAUUGCAAGAGAUGAAUUUUCAAGCAAGCCGCUGGGAUUAAGAAACCCUCUAAUGAAACUAAGAUUAAUCCUAUUGGAUCUUUUAUUUAUUAUAUUCUUUAGUGCGACACUAUCGCUAACUUUCGAAACAAUGACAGAUAACCGAUGGGUAUGUAAAGGCCACGAUGAGGAAAUUGGUAAAAUGCCGUCGACAUGCAGAAAGCAAAAGGCAUUAGCAUCAUUCGAACUGAUUACACUAGUAAUGUGGAUGUUAUCCUUCUCGAUUAGUAUCUUACGUAUUGUCGUCAAAGUCAGUAGUAAUCUAGGCAGCCAUUCAAAUGAAGAUGAAGGUCAACAGUAUAUACCCCUAAUAAGCAGCACUCAUCGAUAA